Messenger RNA from Panicum hallii, 1798 nucleotides. RefSeq names its product UDP-glycosyltransferase 91B1-like. The transcript is spliced from 2 exons. Bases 348 to 1661 code for a protein of 437 amino acids. Lineage: Eukaryota; Viridiplantae; Streptophyta; Magnoliopsida; Poales; Poaceae. Gene Ontology annotation, molecular function: UDP-glycosyltransferase activity. The record is from RefSeq and is a predicted model, not a curated record.
AAAUCCGAAGGCCAUUGUACUGCACUGAAUCAUCUUGGUGCGGUGGCUCCGCGCUCUGUUCAUGCGGUCCAGGCCGGAGACGACAAGGCGACCGCUCGCAGGUCACGGAUCACCUCUCGGCGCCGCACAGUGCCGGCGAUCUUGAUGCCCCGUACGAGCGCCGGAGUUCUAUAUCUGCUGCUAUUAUAUUCAAGCGCCGCGGUAGCUGCAACGCGCGGUCCGCGGCGCUCCUCGGUGACCUAUAAAAGGCAGCGCCGCGGGAAGCCGCUCCCUCAUCGACGCUGAUUAGCUCCUCCUUCCAGCAGGAAAAGGAAGCACCGAGCUAGCCUCAGACCAACAGAGUGCCGAUGACCGGCCCCGCCGACGAGUCCUCCGGCCAGCAGCAGCAGCAGCUGCACGUCGCCAUCUUCCCGUGGCUCGCCUUCGGGCACCUGCUCCCCUGCCACGAGCUCGCCGAGCGCCUGGCCUCGCGCGGCCAGCGCGUGUCCUUCGUCUCCACGCCGCGCAUCCUCGCCCGGCUCCGCCCGGUCGCCCCCGCGGCGGCCUCGCUCCUCGACUUCGUGGCGCUCCCGUUCCCGCGCGUCGACGGCCUCCCCGAGGGCGUCGAGGCCACCUCCGACGUCCCGGCCGGAAUGGCCGAGCUCCACCGAGAGGCCCUGGACCGGCUCGCGCCGGCCUUCUCUGCCUUCCUCGACGCCGCCGACGCCAGCGGCAACAAGGUGGACUGGGUGCUCCUCGACAGCUUCCACGCGUCCAUCGCUGAUGUCGCCCAUGAGCACAAGGUCCCCUGCAUAUUGAACAUGCCUUACUCCGCGGCGUCGUCAAUAGAUUACGGAGUUCCCGACCCCAAGGAUCUGGACAAUCCCUUGACUCCAGCAGUAAUCCGACGAUUCGUCCAGACGUUCGAGAAAUGCAAGCUCAUCGCUUACCGCAGCAGCUUCGAGGUCGAGCCAGAGUCCAUGCCUCUCCUGGCAAAGAUCUUCGGCAAGCCGGUCAUCCCCGUCGGCGUCCUCCCACCGCUCGCCGCCGCCGACGCAGCGCACGACGGCGACGCCUCCCUGUCGUGGCUCGACGAGCAGCCGUCCAAGUCCGUGGUCUUCGUCGGCUUCGGGAGCGAGUACCCGAUGACCCUCAGGCAGCUCCACGAGAUCGCCGCCGGGCUGGAGCUCGCCGGGACGCGCUUCCUCUGGGCGCUCAAGAGGCCCGGCGGCGUCGCCCCGGAGGAAGACCUCUUGCCCCCGGGGUUCGAGGAGCGCACGCGCGGCCGCGGCUCCGUCGUCACGGGCUGGGUUCCCCAGACCAGCAUCCUGGGGCACGCCGCCGUGGGCGCGUUCAUGAUGCACUCCGGCUGGGGCUCCACCAUCGAGGGGCUCCAGUACGGCCAGCCCAUGGUGAUGAUGCCCGUCCUGGGGGAUCACCUGUCCACCUCGCGGGUGAUGCACGAGCGGAAGAUCGGGGUGAGGGUGCACAAGGAGAAGGGAGACGAGGCUUUUCUUGGCGACAACAUCGCGAGAGCCAUACGGGCCGUCAUGGUGGAUGAAGAGAGCAAGGGGAUCUACGCCGCCAAUGCUAAGAAGAUGCAGGAGAUUGUGGAAGACGAGAAGUGCCACCACAGGUACAUCGAUGACUUCAUUCAGUGCCUGAGGGCCCACAAGAACUGAAAAGGGUAAGACGGCUUGGCUUUUCGUGUGACUGAAAAUGGCAACUCCCGAUAUAUGCUAGCUUGAAAUUGGUGCUGGCUGUAUAUAUAUCCACGUCUAUCCAAUGAUUAUCGUACAUUUACAUGUCUGGUUCAAAA